Lactuca saligna is the source of this 1161-nucleotide messenger RNA. The record is from the annotation of a GenBank genome assembly. Lineage: Eukaryota; Viridiplantae; Streptophyta; Magnoliopsida; Asterales; Asteraceae.
AUGCCUUCAAACUGUACUGACAAAUUAAAGGUGUUGGCAUAUGGUCCGUUGCGUGCAUAUUCUUUCACUACGUGCAUAGUAAAUGGUGUUCCAUUUGUCGUGAAUAGCUGUGAUCUCCGAUGCACUACUCUAAAUAGUGGUGAUGUUACAUUCGGAGAAGACGAUACACCAUUCUAUGCAUCGUUUUCGAUUUUUUUAAAUGUCAAGUGGGCUUACGCCGUUGAGAAUAGAUCCGAUAUUCCUUCUAUAAGAAAGACUGCAAACUAUCUCCUUCUCCUCUACCAUGCUACCGCCUUGUGCCAGCCAAUCCUUCUCCUCCCUCUUCUUACUUUGAACUUGGAUCUUCAUAACAAGUAUAAGAUCGAUCAUGGGAAACCUAUUAUGUUUGGUUCAAGUUGUCAUUGUGUGCCUUGGAUUUUUGGAAGGCGGCUUGCUGGACAUCUCACCCUAAGGCUUCGCCAGUUGGAUGUCAAGUGCGAGACCAAAACAAAGGACAAUGUCUUUGUUAAUGUUGUAGCUUCCAUACAGUAUCGUGCUCUGGCUGAUAAGGCAAGUGAAGCAUUCUACAAACUCACCAACACAAGUACCCAAAUCCAGGCCUAUGUUUUUGAUGUUAUAAGAGCUAGUGUUCCAAAGCUUAACCUUGAUGAUGUUUUUGAGCAAAAGAAUGAAAUUGCCAAGGCUGUUGAUCGUGAACUUGAAAAGGCAAUGUCUGCAUACGGGUUUGAGAUUGUUCAAACAUUGAUUGUCGAUAUAGAACCGGAUGAACGUGUGAAGAAAGCAAUGAAUGAGAUCAAUGCAGCUGCACGGAUGAGGUUGGCAGCUAUUGAGAAAGGUGAGGCAGAGAAGAUACUUCAGAUAAAGAGGGCUGAAGGAGAGGCUGAGUCAAAGUAUUUGUCUGGAUUGGGUAUUGCACGGCAAAGACAAGCCAUUGUUGAUGGUUUAAGGGACAGUGUGUUGGGGUUUUCAGUUAAUGUUCCUGGGACAACAGCUAAAGAUGUGAUGGAUAUGGUUUUAGUAACUCAGUAUUUUGACACCAUGAAGGAAAUCGGUGCUGCAUCCAAAUCAUCUGCAGUGUUCAUCCCUCAUGGACCUGGUGCUGUUCGUGAUGUGGCUGCUCAGAUACGCGAUGGACUUCUUAUGGGGAGUGCCACCACUUGA